UCAUUCCUACAGUUCGCGAUUGGUCAGAUUUUCGAUACGCGCGAUCCGCGAUCCGCAAUACGCUCCAUGGAAUAGCACCCUCAGUCGUCGAGACUCAAGUGAUUACGAGGGAAUAAAAACAUCAAGAAGAAGUAACAAAAAUACAAAAACUAAUUUCAAACAGUUGGUUAUCAUCGCAUUUCGCAGACAUAAAAGAUUGUAUGGCAAGAUGCAUUCAUUGCGAUCGCAAAUUAGAUAUAUUAAUUGGAAUAGAUCUUUUAGCGAAUCACUUACAUAUGUUUCAUGAUAUAAAUGAGAAUUCAAGAAAUGGUAACAAAAUUGUAAAGAAUAAUGUGGAUAUAUUACCAUCGUUGAAACGUUCGUGGGCGUGGCAACAUUAUACAUCAAUAAGCAAAAGUGAAAUAAAAUGUAAUCAUUGUAAUAAAAUUUAUAAAGGUUUACACAUUACAUCAAAUAGGAAACAACAUUUAUAUAAUUUUCAUAAAAUAUCAAACAACAACGAGUGGAAAAAUUUCAAAACAACUCACAACUUGGUAUGGCAAUAUUUCACUAAAGAAGAAGGAUAUACCGCAAAAUGUACUAUUUGCAACCAGCUGAUAAAAAGUGCAUCCCAUGUGACAUGUUUGAAAUCUCAUUUGACAAGCAAACAUAAACAGGAAGUAAUAAAUAUACAAGAAACGAUUAAACGUGCUUGGUUAAUACGACAUUUUGCUAUCAAUAAUGAUAGUCAUACGAUAAAAUGCAUUCACUGCAAGCGCAAAUUGACGAUAUUUCUGGGAAUAAAUGGCUUAGAAAAUCAUUUACUAACGUUCCACGGUAUAAAUGACAGUACGCAAACUGAAAGACAAAAUGAAGAAAAUGGUGCAGACAUAAUGAUGCCGCAAUUAGUAAAUGACAAAAGCAGCGCAAAUGCAAGUUCUCAUCAGAAUGAUUGCGCGCAAGCUAUGGAAAAUAAGAAAAGACAACGACUUUAUUAUGAAUCAAUUCAAGAUCAGCCAAUAAUGCAGAUGAAUACUUUGGAACAGAUGUUGCGAUCUGAUAAAACAUUAAAUAAUGACAAUUUAACUGCAGAUGCUUUAAUAUCUCAAGAUAUAAGUAAAUGUUUAAAACCUGAUGAAGAAACUGGAAGAAAUAUCGUAAGUUUACGGAUGCAAUAUAUGACAAAUGAAUCGAAUAUUGCAAGUUCAAAAGUUUAUCAAGAAGUAUAUCUGCGAGACACAUCCAGUGAAGAAGAUCGAUGGUUCCAUUAUAGAGUGGUUUGGAAUCAGCAAACGAUGACAAGUGCUUCUCAGCAGACAUUGCAAACUCAUAAUGCAACAAAUAUUGAAGUUUGUCCUUAUGGCUAUUUAGCAUUUUCUGAUACAAAUAGGUAUUCAAAAUCUGAUGAAGAAACUCGAAGAACUGCCAAUAUGGCAGUGCAAUUCUCGGUUAAUGGAAAGAAUAACACAUGUUCUUAUCAGGAGAAUUCGCAUUUGCCAAUCAUAGGAAAUGAAAGAAGUCAAUGGUUAUAUUAUAAAGCAAUUGAAGACUUGCAAACAUUCAUGCUGAAGUCUUCAAAACAGGUGAUAGCACAUCAAUUAAUUAGUAACACAUCAAACCAUUAUCAUUUUCCAGAUACCUUCACAUUUCAUAAUAUAUAUGAGUAUUCAAGAUCUCAGACAAGUAUUAGAGAAAAUCCAACGAAUAUAUUCUUCAGCACAUAAAAGAUAAUUCAAGUACAUACUUUUUUCAAGAUGGCGCGAUAUUUGCAAAUUGCAGAAAGUGAAAGAAGUCAAUGGUAAAAAUUGCAAAUAUUAUCUUUAUCAAGUGAUAUACACACAUAUAUAUAUAUAUAUA
Messenger RNA from Pogonomyrmex barbatus (red harvester ant), 1836 nucleotides. RefSeq lists its product as uncharacterized. NCBI's taxonomy places the organism in Eukaryota, Metazoa, Arthropoda, Insecta, Hymenoptera, Formicidae. The record is from RefSeq and is a predicted model, not a curated record.